ACCCACGCCUCCACUACCACCACAAAAACCACACCAGGGUGUCCAGAGAUAUUCAUCAGACCAUCAACAUAACCCAGCUCUAUGGUCUCUGCUUGAGGUUCACCCGCAGCUUCCUGGCUCUCCUGCGGACCGCACCGGACAAAAUGACUCUAGAGGACCUCAGACCGCAACUCCGCUCCAUCCUGCGCGACAAGGACUUGCAGGCGUUCUUCACCGAGACGUUAGCCGGCCACCUAGACGCGGUCAGCGGCGCACGAGAAGUCCGCGCAGUCUACAAUGUUCUCGACCUCUACAGCGCACUGGAAGAACGCAGACUUAGGUACCUAGAUAAGGUGCGGGCGAGGCUGCAGGCGAUGGCGGCGGAUGUCCCCCGCGGCGUCGGGCGAGACUACAACCAGCUAGGACACAUGGUCCCCGCCUUCCUCAGACACAUCGGCAAGAUCAGGGAGAAGGCCGCGGAGCUCUUAAGGUCAGCGUUGAAGCCGAACGAAGACAACAUGGACCUGGUGGCAUUUUACGAGCCGGGGGGACUACCCAAGCUGGACGCCCUCGCCUCCAACCUCUCCCUUCCGUCACCCUUCUUGAGCCUGGACGACCGGAGGUACCACCUUCGACCAGCUGACCAGCCCACCUACCUGCUGGGUGUUGAGCCAGUUAACCAGCUGUGGCGUCUGGUCCUUACCAACAACACUUCGCCAUUCACUCUGUUCUCAUUCAAGCCAAUUCCAGCAAGAUUUGGUGCGGUACGAUAUGUUCUUACUUGCGAUGCAUUACCGGAAACACAGCACCUUGGCAUUCCCAAAGGCACUACCGACUUCCUCUAUUUUGGCUCUGUGGAGCGUGGUGGUGGUGGCGGCGGGUCCCUGGCCGUCGUCACGCUGGGCGGGGAGGCGCGCGUCCUGGUCCACCGGACGAGGCACCACGCCGCCUUCCUCACCUGGACACCCCAGGAUCACCAGGUCACUCUCACCAGCCCCUACCCGGGUCCACCAGCUCACUGGCUUCUCUCUCACGCACAGUGACUAUAACGAAGCCACAGAAAAAGGAACACUGCACGAGGACACGGAACACGACACGGGUUAAAAUUAUGAAACGCGGCCAAUGGAUUUCGUUCUUGUAUUUACCCGUUGGUUACUGUCGUUCGAAUUCGUGACGAGGAUAAAAAGCCAGUGACUUCUGAAGGGCUUGCUUGGCUUGCAUAGGAUCUCCGGCAGCGUGUUAAGACCUUCCAGAUCCUCCUCGGCUCGCAAAGGAUCACCUGAUGUUUGUCAAGGGUUCUCCAUGACUUAAAAUUCUAUCCAUUUCUUUUGGUGAAAUUUCCUUUGUGCAUUUCGAACUGUAGUACAGUCAGAUGACUUCGAUGACUGACCUCGGCCAGCAGCACGUCCCACAAGCUUGCACUCUGGCCAGAUCUAAACUCCUUGUGUGUGUUCUUCAUUGUGGCUUGGUAAGCUAGGACUUACUGCCUCUUGUGUGUCACGGUAGAGCUGUUGAAGCAGUGGUGGUAUGGGUGUAUGGUAGAUCUCCUGAAGUACUGAUAUGGGUGUAUGGUGUAUACACGGCUGGGUGUAUUCAUCAGUAUAUAUGCUACUAGUAUAAUCCCCUCUGGGUCGAGGAUUAGUAUUUUAAACCCUGUGUAUAGUCCAAGCAUAAUGUUUUGUGUAUAUAUAAUUUGUCAUCUAUAUUUGUUCCUUUAUCAUUACCCAAGAUAAUUGCUAAUAAUGUAAUCAGAUAAAAUCUCUGCAUUUUCAAACAAUAACAGCUUCUUUACCAAGUGAAAUAUUCAAACAAAACAUCAAUAACAUGUAUAGAAUGAUAACAUGUAUAGAAUGAUAACAUGUAUAGAAUGAUAACAUGUAUAAAAUGUAUAAAUUUUGCCAUUAA
Molecule: messenger RNA, 1884 nt
Organism: Procambarus clarkii (red swamp crayfish)
Lineage: Eukaryota; Metazoa; Arthropoda; Malacostraca; Decapoda; Cambaridae
Source: RefSeq, a predicted model, not a curated record